Molecule: messenger RNA, 762 nt
Organism: Eptesicus fuscus (big brown bat)
Lineage: Eukaryota; Metazoa; Chordata; Mammalia; Chiroptera; Vespertilionidae
Product: CMRF35-like molecule 2
Exons: 4
Coding region: 1-762 (253 amino acids)
Cellular component (GO): plasma membrane
Molecular function (GO): transmembrane signaling receptor activity
Source: RefSeq, a predicted model, not a curated record
AUGUGGCUGCCUCCAGCUCUGCUUCUUCUCUGCCUCCCAGGCUGCUUGUCCCUGGUGGGCCCCAGAUCUGUGACCGGCACCAUGGGGGACUCCCUGACCAUACGGUGUCGGUAUGAGGAGGGUUACAAGGGGUAUAAUAAAUACUGGUGCCGAGGACAGUAUGACACCGACUGUGACAAGAUUGUGGAGACCCACGGAACAGAGAGAGAAGAGAGAAAGGGCCGUGUGUCCAUCAGAGACGAUGCCGAUGACCUCACCCUCACAGUGACCAUGAAGAGCCUCCACACGGCCGACGCCGGAUCCUACUGGUGUAAAAUUCAGACAGUGUGGAUCCUGGACGCGUGGUCACGUGACCCCUCGUUCCAGGUUCAGGUGUCUGUUUCCCCAGCACCUCGUAUGACCACAAGACGAACCACACAUCCAGCCACACCUGCCACGUUCCCGGCGGUGACCGCUGGGCAGAAUUUCAGCACCAACCACUGCCCAGGGGUUCCGCUCAGCACUGUCCACUUCCUGUUCCUGAUCUUCCUGAAGCUGCCUCUGUUCCUGGGUGUGCUCGCUGCUCUCCUCUGGGUGAGCAGGUGUCAGAAGGGCUCCGGAGGCGGACAGAGUCGGCCUGACCAGGAGACUCCACCGUGCCGUCCACCAGCUCCAGGAAAGCCCUGUCCGGGAAUACAGCCCUUCCGACUGGACCAGAGAGACCUGCGGGCUCUGCACUCCAGGGCAGGGAGGCAGCAGUGCCUGGACUCUGCAUGGACCUAA